Messenger RNA from Aspergillus pseudotamarii, 1497 nucleotides. RefSeq lists its product as uncharacterized. Gene Ontology annotation, cellular component: membrane. Gene Ontology annotation, molecular function: myo-inositol:proton symporter activity. Gene Ontology annotation, biological process: transmembrane transport. NCBI's taxonomy places the organism in Eukaryota, Fungi, Ascomycota, Eurotiomycetes, Eurotiales, Aspergillaceae. The transcript is spliced from 12 exons. Bases 1 to 1497 code for a protein of 498 amino acids. The record is from RefSeq and is a predicted model, not a curated record.
AUGCGGGUAAACAACGCAGUCAGGCGGCCUCGGAACCCGCUACUACUGAGAACACCAGACGAGCUUGAAGAUGACGUUCGCAAAUUCUAUGACCGGAACCACCUGCAAGACGUGAUCGACGUGGAGUUGCUUAUAAGAGGAGCACGCAUAGCACAGGAACCCGACAACCUGUACACCCUCGACUUAACAGCAGCAGAGUUCAAGGCGAUAAAGGAUGAAAAAGAGUCGGGCUUUUGGCAGCAAAGUAAAGAUCUCAAGGUGACCAUCCUCACCACAGCAUGUGCGGCAAUCACCCAAGGCUGGCAGCAGUCCACGAUCAAUGCGGCUUCAGAAGGCUGGAAGCAUGAUUUGCAACCCAAGGAAGGAUACUGGAGGCACGAGAAUCCUUGGCUGGAAGGAUUUGGCGUUUUUGUUGGCUUCGCCUGUGAUUGGAUUGUCGAUCGCCAGUGGAGGGUGCUUUUAGGGACAGCGUCGAUUCCCGCUCUUAUCCUCCUAUUCCUCGUCUUUCUAUGCCCCGAGUCCCCACGGUUUCUUAUCCGUAGAGGAGAUUAUACCGGGGCAUUCGUGAGCCUCCGACAGCUACGAGGUACCGACAUCCAGGCGGCGAGAGACCUUUAUUAUAUCCAUAGUCAACUACAAGUCGAAACGGAGAUGUUUGAUGGGGAGAGACCGCAGAACUGGUAUAAUCAAGAGAUAUACCAGGAGAGGGUCCGUAAGACAGGGUUCCUAAAGCGGCUUGGUAUACUUUUCAGUCAUCCACGCAACCAAAGGGCAUGUGUGGCUGCAUUCUUGGUAAUGGCAUCGCAACAGUUGUGUGGUGUAAGCCACUCCUCCCUAACAUCAAGCAUAUUGACAUUUGAUUCCCGGCUGCCUGCUAAUGUAGUUUGGCUUAACUUUGGAUUCGGCUUGGCGAACUUCCUCUUCACCAUUCCUGCCUAUCGAUACAUUGAUUGGCGUGGGCGUCGACUUCUUCUACUCAUCUCGCUAGCGGGAAUGUUCCUCAGCCUGCUUGUCAUUGGGUUUUUCUUUCGAAUCGAAGCCGACAAGGUCAAGCUGGCCCUCGUAUCAACUUUUACCAUUGGCUUCUUCACAUUCUUUUAUGGUAUCGGUGCUGGACCAGUCCCAUUCACCUUCAGUGCCGAAGUCUUCCCACUUGCAUUUCGCGAGGUCGGCAUGAGCUUCAGCGUUAUGGUUAAUUUCCUAGGUCUCGGGCUUCUGGUACUAUUUGUACCUCAAUUGGACUCGGCUUGGGAACCGAAUGGAGCAUCCAAUAUAUGUUUUCUCUUCACGGGACUCAAUGCGUUGGCCUUUGUUCUUGUCUUUCUGUUCGUUCCCAGUGGCACUGCAAAGGUGGGCCUGGAAGAAAUGAACCAAAUAUUUAACACCAAAAUGUCUGUUCAUAUCCAAGAGCACGUCGUUAGCCUGGGAAAUCUGUGUGGCCGGCAAAAGGUGGAGGACGAUCCGCACCACCUCCAGCAACUUCAUGAUCAUGCUUAG